Neogale vison (American mink) is the source of this 570-nucleotide messenger RNA. RefSeq names its product dual specificity phosphatase 21 (gene DUSP21). The record is from RefSeq and is a predicted model, not a curated record. Gene Ontology annotation, biological process: protein dephosphorylation. Bases 1 to 570 code for a protein of 189 amino acids. Gene Ontology annotation, molecular function: MAP kinase tyrosine/serine/threonine phosphatase activity. The transcript has a single exon. Lineage: Eukaryota; Metazoa; Chordata; Mammalia; Carnivora; Mustelidae.
AUGACAACAUCUCCAUGUCCGCUCCCGGCUCAGGCUGCCCGGCAGCCCUCGGUCCACGGCCUCUCCCAGAUAACCAGCAGCCUGUACAUCAGCAACGGCGUGGCGGCCAACAACAAACUCAUGCUGUCCAGCAACCACAUCACCACGGUCAUCAACGUGUCAGUAGAGGUGGUCAACACUUUCUAUGAGGAUAUCCAAUACGUACAGGUGCCGGUGGCUGAUGCUCCAAACUCACGUCUCUACGACUUUUUUGACCCAAUCGCCGACCACAUCCACAGCGUGGAGAUGAAGCAGGGCCGCACGUUGCUGCACUGUGCCGCCGGGGUGAGCCGCUCCGCCGCGCUCUGCCUCGCCUACCUCAUGAAGUACCAUGCCAUGUCGCUGCUAGACGCCCACACAUGGACCAAGUCUUGCCGCCCCAUCAUCCGGCCCAAUAACGGCUUUUGGGAACAGCUCAUCCACUAUGAGUUCAAGCUGUUCAGCAAGAACACUGUACACAUGAUCAAUUCCCCGGUGGGCGUGAUCCCUGACGUCUAUGAGAAAGAGGUCAGUUUGAUGAUGCCGAUGUGA